Molecule: messenger RNA, 543 nt
Organism: Necator americanus (New World hookworm)
Lineage: Eukaryota; Metazoa; Nematoda; Chromadorea; Rhabditida; Ancylostomatidae
Exons: 6
Coding region: 1-543 (180 amino acids)
Source: RefSeq, a predicted model, not a curated record
AUGACUCCUCCGCGUGCCUAUUUCCUUCUUCGUUCGCCUCACCAAAUUGAAUUCAUGCGUAUAUUAGUGGAAAACAUCAAAGAUGUUAGGACAGGAAUAGUCAUGAUGGUGAAUAGGCCUUAUGUUUCUUUGAGCAUGGGCAAACAUAGCAAGCAAGAGCUGAGCGAUUGGAUUGAUGAAAAUAGGAAUUAUGAGCCCUCAUGGACUCUCCUAGGAUAUGCGUUCACAUUGGCAAGAGGAAUGUUGACUCUCGAAAAAUCGAAACACAAAUCUAUUAUUCUGUUUUCUGAUGGUGAUCCGGACAAAUGUAGAACCGACGAGUGCGAAGAGUUUCUCGAAUACGACCAGUUAAUCGAAGCGUAUGAGUGUAGGGAACAAGGAAUGCAACUUCUUUAUAUAAUGGUUGGCACAACCAUAGAUGAGCAGCGAGCUAUCGAUGUUGCUGGUGGAGUUCAGAACACUGUUUCUGUCGGCGAUUUCCACAAUUUGGAUGUCUCCAUCUUGAAAGAAGUUGUCUCGACAUUGUGCAGACCUCAGUUGUAA